UAUUCUUUUCUCUAUAUAAUGGACGUCUCUCCCCACUCUAUCUUUCACAACAUUUGAAUAGAUUUACGAAAUUAUUUUUCUCUUUUCAAAAACAGAAAAAAAAGAAAAGAAAAGAAAAGAAGAAAGCAUGUCAGGAGACAGUGUGGAGAGCAAGGAAUGGUACAUGGCAGCGUAUGCACCUCAAGGCGUUCCAACUUCCGAUCAUCUGAAAAUCCGCACUGCAACAUUGUCUUUGGUCGCUGAUUCCAUUCCUGAUGACCAUGUCGCAGUUGAGAUCCUUUGGAUUUCUGUCGAUCCUUAUCAACGUACUAGAAUGACUGGUUUCAGAGAUGGCCUUGAUAUGCCUCCUUUCGAUCUCAAUCAGGUGAUAUCAACACUUGCAAUUGGAAGGGUAAUUCGGUCAAAAAGUAGCAAAUAUAAGGAGGGUGACAAUGUUUUUAGCUUUUUCUUUCCAGCUGGGGAAUUCUGUGUAACACCAUCAGACGUGAUAAUGAGAAAGAUUGAUAAAGUGCCAGGGAAUAUUACCUUGCCACACUACCUCAGUUGCUUCGGGGUAGCUGGGUUUGCAGCAUGGGUGGGGAUAAAGGUAAUAGGUGACCCAAGGCCAGGGUCAAAUGUAUUCAUCUCAGCCGCAGCUGGAGGUGUUGGAAUGGUUGCCGGACAAUUGGCUAAGCUAAAGGGCUGCAGAGUUAUUGGGAGUGCUGGAACUGAUGAAAAGAUAAAGCUUUUAAAGGAGGAAUUCGGGUACGACGAUGCCUUCAAUUACCACACAGAAAAGGAUUUUGAUGCUGCUUUGAGCAAGUACUUUCCUGAUGGGAUUGAUUUAUACUUGGAUAAUGUUGGGGGUAAAAUGCUAGAGGGAGUGCUGAACCAUGUCAAUCAUCAUGCACGAAUCCCGCUUUGUGGAAUGAUUUCUCAAUAUAAUAAGGGUAGCACAGAGAGAGAUGGCAUUAGAAACCUGUUUAAUAUGAUUGGCAAGGAGGUGAGGAUGGAAGGAUUUAUGGUGGGUACAUAUCUGAAUCGUUUUCCAGAAUUUAUGAAGGAAAUAGAAGGCUAUAUAGCUCAAGGAAAAUUGCACUUUAAACACAAGAUAUUCAAUGGGAUUGAGAGCUUUUUGGACGGCUUCGGAUCCAUGUUCUCAAGCUCUAACACUGGGAAAGUUAUUAUUAAAGUCAAGUAGAUAGUACAUUGAGAAUUCAAACUCAAUAAGCUUUAAUUGUGAUCUUAAGAAGUUACUUCUAUAAAAAGAGGAUAUUUUAUGUGA
This is a messenger RNA of Ricinus communis (castor bean), 1264 nucleotides long. RefSeq names its product 2-alkenal reductase (NADP(+)-dependent). Gene Ontology annotation, molecular function: 2-alkenal reductase [NAD(P)H] activity. The coding region runs from base 128 to 1180 and encodes 350 amino acids. NCBI's taxonomy places the organism in Eukaryota, Viridiplantae, Streptophyta, Magnoliopsida, Malpighiales, Euphorbiaceae. The record is from RefSeq and is a predicted model, not a curated record. The transcript is spliced from 6 exons.